CAUUAUAUCUAUAAGUAUAGGUUGUCUCAGACUUGACAAACAUCAACUUAGAACUUUAGAACACUUCUUUGAGAGAGAGAAAGAUACCAUCCAUGGGGACAAAAGCCAAUACAAUGCCGGUUAUCAGCAAGCUGUACUGUUCUUCUUCUCAGGUGAUAUUCAUGGUUCGUAGGAGGCCACAUGUGGUGAACGGAGGCGGUUUCGUGGUGACGAAUUGUAUCCAGCUGGUAGUUUUCCAGGUCGACGGUUGUGGUGUUCUCGGUACCAAAGGGGAGCUCGUUUUAAGAGACGCAAACGGCGAUGCUUUGCUUCUCAUACGUCGAAAGGGAGGGUUGGUUGAGGCACUGAGCAUACAUAAAAGAUGGAAAGGUUACACAUCCGACUACAAAGGAUCAAAGAAGUUGGUUUUUACCCUAAAGGAGCCUCGUUCAUGUCUAGUAAAGAACAAUGCCAUAAGAAUCUCCACUGAACCAAAAAGCAGCAAGAACUGGGACUAUGAGAUCAAUGGUUAUUUCCCCGAAAGAGAUUGCAGCAUCGUUGAUUCCGUCGGCAACAUUGUCGCUCAGGUCGGAAUCAAGAAGGAAGUAGAGGAGUUGAUGGCAAGUAAAGAUCUUUAUCAUGUAGUGGUGAAACCCGGAGCCGAUCAAGCUUUUGUUUUCGGAGUCAUUGCUGUUCUUGAUUACAUUCAUGGUGAAUCUACCAGGUGCUGAUCAAGGAAUUUCUAUGGAGCUAAAGAAGAGAACUCUCUAAAUAUCUAUGGAUAAGCUUGUUUAAUACAGGGAAUGCUUUAUUUUGUUUGUUUUGUUGGAUUUGUAUCACAAAAUUUGGAAUCAAGUGAGCUGCAAAUUCCAUUCUUGCU
Hibiscus syriacus is the source of this 859-nucleotide messenger RNA. RefSeq names its product protein LURP-one-related 6-like. NCBI's taxonomy places the organism in Eukaryota, Viridiplantae, Streptophyta, Magnoliopsida, Malvales, Malvaceae. The record is from RefSeq and is a predicted model, not a curated record. The transcript is spliced from 3 exons. The coding region runs from base 93 to 710 and encodes 205 amino acids.